ACGCUAGAGCCCCCAAGGAGUCAUCAGCACCGAGAGAGAGAGAGAGAGAGAGAGAGAGAUAACGAAGAAGCUGCACAAAAAUGGUUGUGGCCAUCCAGACCAAGCUUCUCUCCUUUGCCAUAUUGUGUCUCCUUUUAAUCCGGGAUUAUCAGUUGCUCUCACCAUCUCAAGCACAAGCUGCCCGGAUGCUUGAUGAGAAUCCUCCUCAUCAUGGUGAUAAUGAGAGUGGUAAGAGUAAAGUAGGAGGAGAUCACCCAAAGCCAGCCGGUUCCCAUGUCGGUGGCACUCCGACAUCGUCCCAUUCCCCGAAUCCAGCUGGUUACGGGAUCCACAGUACUCGGAUGACGUCCUAUCAGAACCGUAACUACAUACCCACUGGUGAGACUGCUGAAAGCCCAGAUUUUGCCAGAAGUGCGCCAGCAGAUCCAGAUCCUCUGGAAGCGGAUCAAGAUCCUCUGGAGGCGUAUCAUUUCAAUUGUACACUUUGUGAUUGAUUAAUCAUUGACAGGAAAGUUUUGGAGUACUUGUGGAUAACAUUCAAAUCGUUUAUCCACAACAUAUAGUUUAACUGAAUUUAUAAAUAAUCCAGUUAUUUUA
This is a messenger RNA of Punica granatum (pomegranate), 597 nucleotides long. Lineage: Eukaryota; Viridiplantae; Streptophyta; Magnoliopsida; Myrtales; Lythraceae. The record is from RefSeq and is a predicted model, not a curated record.